CUGCAUGAAAGUGUAGAAAGUUGUGCACGGCGGUGUCUUGCCCCUAACUUUUAAAGAAUAGGGCUGCAGGGGCUGUGUGUGUGGCGUCUUCCAGGGCUGUCUUACUAUUAGCGUUCGUUGCAGCGCCACUCGCAGAAUCUGAUCAAAUUCGCAUCAAUGGAGGCCGCCUACAUGACGACAGCGUGCGUGCCCCUGUGUGUGCCCCAGAUUACUCUUAGAGGUGCUCAGCAGUCUCGCGGUCCAGCUGGAAGGACGUGGUACCUGUUGUUUGCGCUAGGGCAGCCAUCGCAAGUGGCACGCCAGAAGAAUCACGGCGGCCAGCAUUGCUGUUCUCAAGGACGAACAGCAGCUCGUUCAGAGGCGGUUGUUGCUGCCAGUUUUGCGCCGCAAUCAAGGCCUGAGACCGCUUAUUCGACACAAGGAGAAUGCCGUCUUUGGAGACAGCUGGUGGUGCUGCAGGACAGGAGUACCAGAGGUGAACAUUGUGGGUGGCCGGGCACACGAAGUGCCCACACCAUUCGGGAAAGUGUUUUUCAAGCAAUGGGCAACACGCAAGAUGGUGGGGACCUCACAGACCUGCUGACCCCGCGAAGGCUGCCAGGAGGCGAGGCGGCACAGGGAGACGAGAGAGGCAGAAAGUCAGAGAGAGCGUGUAAGCGGUGCCAAGGAACGCACCUGAUCACCUGCGCAAAGUGUAACGGCAGGGGCAGGCUGUCCCCCCGGGGGGGCUAUCACAAAAAGAACCCAGUGUCCAUGGAGAAGAUCGAAGGGUCGCAGUGGACCGCCAUGGAGCGCACCCUGGGCUGGCGCCACUUCCGUGUGGCGGGCAAGCGGCGCGGCCCGGAGGCAGCGGCAGCGGGCGGGAGCGCGGCGUGGCUGGUAGAGAUGGUGGCCACGUGCGACCCCUCCGCGCGGCUCUGGAUCAAUGCGCAGAAUUUGAGGGACCGGGAACACUGGAGCAUGGGCUGGCUGCAGAAAGCAGAGCUGGCCGCAAGAACGGAUGAAGACUCGGAAGCAGGGAAAGUUUGUAAAGCAUGCCACGGAAGUAAAAGUGUGGCAUGCCCGGCCUGUAUAGCUUCUCGGAAGAAACUCGAACGGAAAGAGAAAGCAUCAAAUACUAGGAACACCGACCUGCUUAUUGGACGUGAAACGAAACUCGAUACAUCUAAAGCGCACGAAACGUGAGCUUUUAUGCUUGGAGUUGUAUGCAUAGCUGGUUACUGGUUAAUGGUUUUAUACUGAAGCUUGCUGCAGUGCACAUGUAGGAAGAGCUGCAAAC
Molecule: messenger RNA, 1279 nt
Organism: Klebsormidium nitens
Lineage: Eukaryota; Viridiplantae; Streptophyta; Klebsormidiophyceae; Klebsormidiales; Klebsormidiaceae
Source: the annotation of a GenBank genome assembly